Ilex paraguariensis (yerba mate) is the source of this 551-nucleotide messenger RNA. NCBI's taxonomy places the organism in Eukaryota, Viridiplantae, Streptophyta, Magnoliopsida, Aquifoliales, Aquifoliaceae. The record is from the annotation of a GenBank genome assembly.
AGAGAGAGAGAGAGAGAGAGUUUUAAGCAUACCCCAUUUUAGCUGAAGAACAACCCACAAACAUGGGCUCAAAGAGUGGUGAAAAUGCGUCUCAUCACCAAGUUGUCUCAGUUUCGUCGGAGUUCAAGCAAACUGAGAAAAAAGAUGAUCAGAUUGAAUCAGAAAGGCCAUUUUCAGAGGUUGAUAAUCAUCAGAAUCUGCCUCAAACCCCAUCUUCUAAAUCAAAGAAACCAACAAAUGACGCAACUUCAGUACUACAAGGGUGUACAUCAACUCCAGUACUGGACGUGAUCACUACAAAUGCACCACCCAGCUCCACCGAGGCAAUGGCGGAGGACAGUGGCCGUGAGAGGCUGAAGAGACACCGGAUGGAGGUGGCGGGGAGGGUUUGGAUCCCGGAGAUAUGGGGCCAAGAGGAGCUGUUGAAGGAUUGGACUGAUUGCACUGCCUUUGAUGCUUCAUUGAUGAAUAACAGCAUAAUGUCAGCUCGUGCAGCUUUGGUUGAAGGUGGAAGAAAUUCUAGGAGAUUAAGGAUAGAGAACAGGUGCUAG